UAAUUAGUGAAAACUGGUGAUUCAUAUGAAGGGAUGUCUGUCCCACUGGUGUCUGAGUUGUUCACCAAUUGGAUCAACUCAUCGGAAAUCACAUUAGCAGAGCAAGUGGGCAACGGUUCGUAUGGUGUUGUCCAUAAAGGACUGUUUAGGGGACAGGAGGUGGCGGUAAAAAAGAUAAAGCCUGAACACAACCUGUCCUUCGAGACUGAACUGAAACAACUGUCCCGUGUGUCGGCUCACCCUAAUAUAGUCAACCUAUUGGGUGCCGUAAGAGACAAUGGCUUCUUGUCUCUGGUUAUGGAGUUUGCCAGAGGGGGCAGUCUGUAUGAAGUUUUACAUUCCGAAGUACCGGUGCUGUACAGCCUGACCGAUGCUAUUUCAUGGGCGCAUCAGUGUGCUACUGGUGUCGCAUACCUGCACUCAAUGCGACCCAAAGCUAUAGUGCAUAGAGACCUCAAGUCUCCAAAUCUACUUCUAGUAAACGGUCGAGUGAUAAAAAUAUGUGACUUCGGAACGGCAUGUGAUAAACGCACCAUUAUGACCAUUAAUACCGGAUCGGCCCGAUGGAUGGCGCCAGAAGUGUUUGAGAGUUGCAAAUACACGGAAAAGUGUGACGUCUAUAGUUGGGCCAUAAUUUUGUGGGAAGUGUUGGCCCGACAAGUGCCGUAUGAAUGGUUAGAGGCCAAUGACCAGUGUAUACUAUGGGCUGUACAUACCGGUAAACGACCCCCACUUAUGUACAACUGUCCCGAAGUCAUUGAAAUACUUAUGACAAAGUGUUGGUCUAAGGACCCGGCUAUUAGACCAUCGAUGCACGAUGUAGUGGUCCGGAUGGGAAAGGUAGUCAAGGGAAUGACACAUUCAAAUGAUAUCAAUAAGUGGUGUCUUAUAUCGUACUCUCGAGGCGUGAACUCCUCCGCCAACAGCAGAUCCGACGAUAAUAUAUCUGAUCUUAAGGACACUUCUUGA
Messenger RNA from Oppiella nova, 969 nucleotides. The record is from the annotation of a GenBank genome assembly. Lineage: Eukaryota; Metazoa; Arthropoda; Arachnida; Sarcoptiformes; Oppiidae.